Molecule: messenger RNA, 369 nt
Organism: Fraxinus pennsylvanica
Lineage: Eukaryota; Viridiplantae; Streptophyta; Magnoliopsida; Lamiales; Oleaceae
Source: the annotation of a GenBank genome assembly
AUGGGUGGCCAUUAUUUUAACGACAUGACUCCAAUUGAAUUUGCUGAACAUGUGAAGGAGUUUUUUCCCGAGUUGUUGAUCUCGAUGUUGAAGAAGUUAUUCAACAGCAGUCAGCAGUGCAUAUCUGUAAAGAAUAUCUCAUAUGUUGAUCAUCAAACUAGCUAUAUGAGUCGAUAUUCUGCAUACGAGGAUGAAUCUUGUUGGGAAGAUAUCGAGCAAUUGACUCUCGAUGAAGCUUUGGCUAGAUCCUUGCAGUUGGAGGAUGACUUCAAUGAUUCAGAUGUAACCGGACACCUUUCUGGCAGUGGAUUGUCAGAUUACGCGGUUGCAAAGUUAAUGAACCUAUCAGGAAACGAGAAUUCACCCUAA